UGUCCCGCCGAAGACUAAAGCGAAAGCUCCAUUCCCACUUCCACUUUCUCCUACUUCACUUUAUACGUACUUUUUUCUACUCGUGGCAAUUAACGAACAGAUCCAUUCAAUUAAAGAAAAUUACAGCAGUUAAACGCAUUUGUAGUAGUAUUAGUAUAAAACAAAAAAAUCUUGAACAGCAAUCACUAGACAGCAGGACAGCACUAAGGAAGACUCUUCUUCUCCUCCUCCUAAAAGGGCUUUGAGGGUUCUCUGUCUUUCUCACUCUCUGCGGUUUUUUCUUUCCUUUUGGGAUUUAAACAGUCGCCAUUUAGUUGUUUGACGUGUUUGAUCGGACGAAAAUGUCUAACAUAAACAUUGAGGGCAUUUUGAAAGAGCUUCCGAAUGAUGGCCGAAUUCCCAAGACAAAGAUUGUCUGCACUUUGGGACCGGCUUCGCGAUCUGUCCCAAUGUUGGAGAAGCUUCUACAUGCUGGGAUGAAUGUUGCCAGGUUCAAUUUCUCCCAUGGGACCCACGAAUACCAUCAGGAGACCUUGAACAAUCUCAGAAUUGCUAUGCAUAACACUCAAAUCCUGUGCGCCGUCAUGCUUGACACAAAGGGGCCUGAGAUCCGAACUGGUUUUCUGAAGGAUGGGAAGCCUAUUCAGCUCAAGGAAGGCCAUGAAAUUACUGUAACCACAGAUUACGGCAUAAAAGGAGAUGAGAAAAUGAUUUCCAUGAGCUAUAAAAAGUUGCCUGUGGAUUUGAAGCCUGGAAAUAUUAUCUUGUGUUCAGAUGGCACUGUCACACUUACUGUUUUGUCCUGUGAUCCACAAGCUGGGACAGUGCGAUGUCGUUGUGAGAAUACUGCUAUGCUAGGAGAGAGGAAGAAUGUGAAUCUUCCUGGUGUUGUGGUGGAUCUUCCGACGCUUACAGAGAAGGACAAGGAAGAUAUCUUGGGAUGGGGAGUCCCUAAUAAUAUUGAUAUGAUAGCUCUCUCAUUUGUGCGGAAGGGAUCAGAUCUUGUUAAUGUCCGCAAAGUUCUUGGGCCCCAUGCCAAGCGCAUUCAGCUAAUGUCAAAGGUUGAGAAUCAAGAAGGCGUUAUCAACUUUGAUGAAAUCCUACGUGAGACAGAUUCCUUUAUGGUUGCUCGGGGUGACCUUGGAAUGGAAAUCCCUGUGGAGAAAAUCUUUCUGGCACAGAAAAUGAUGAUAUACAAGUGUAAUCUUGUUGGUAAAGCUGUGGUUACUGCUACUCAAAUGCUUGAAUCCAUGAUUAAGUCUCCACGACCCACUCGCGCUGAGGCCACUGAUGUUGCUAAUGCUGUCCUAGAUGGCACUGAUUGUGUAAUGUUAAGUGGGGAAAGUGCUGCUGGGGCCUAUCCUGAGAUUGCAGUGAAAAUCAUGGCGCGUAUUUGUAUCGAGGCAGAAUCCUCCCUUGAUUAUGGAGCUAUCUUUAAGGAGAUGAUAAAUUCAGCUCCAUUGCCAAUGAGCCCACUGGAGAGUCUUGCAUCCUCAGCCGUCCGCACAGCUAACAAGGCUAAAGCAAAACUAAUUGUUGUUCUGACACGUGGUGGUACAACAGCGAAGUUAGUUGCCAAGUACAGACCAGCUGUGCCAAUUCUGUCAGUAGUUGUCCCAGUGUUAACAACUGACUAUUUCGGUUGGAAUAUCAGUGAUGAGACCCCAGCAAGGCAUAGCUUGAUUUAUAGGGGCCUGAUUCCACUUCUUGCUGAAGGAUCUGCAAAAGCAACUGAUUCAGAAUCAACUGAGGUGAUUUUAGAAGCUGCUUUGAAAUCUGCCACACAGAAAGGGCUGUGCCAGCCUGGUGAUGCAGUUGUCGCCCUUCACCGAAUUGGAGCUUCGUCUGUUAUCAAGAUUUGCUUGGUCAAGUAAAGUGGCAUCCUUUCCUGGAUACUGGCUCCAUAAAUUAAUGAGUAGAAUGAGGAUUCUAAGCAAUGCCAUUUGUUCUUUCACAGGGAGAAGAUACUUGAUGUUGCAUAUACUUUGUAGCAUGUAGAUAAGGUAUUUAGGAUUUUGUUGUGCCUUCAUACUUGUGACUGAAGACGGAUGAGAAGGAAUCAAGUUCUCUGCUUGUCUUCGAUAUCAUGACAUGAAUAAUGAAUAAUACUUGUAUUAACAUUUUUUCCCUACAAUAUUCAUGAGGCUAGUUACUCUGGU
Molecule: messenger RNA, 2159 nt
Organism: Coffea arabica (coffee)
Lineage: Eukaryota; Viridiplantae; Streptophyta; Magnoliopsida; Gentianales; Rubiaceae
Product: pyruvate kinase, cytosolic isozyme
Biological process (GO): glycolytic process
Molecular function (GO): pyruvate kinase activity; potassium ion binding; magnesium ion binding
Source: RefSeq, a predicted model, not a curated record